Orbicella faveolata is the source of this 4935-nucleotide messenger RNA. Its product is annotated as caspase-3-like. Gene Ontology annotation, biological process: proteolysis. Gene Ontology annotation, molecular function: cysteine-type endopeptidase activity. The record is from RefSeq and is a predicted model, not a curated record. NCBI's taxonomy places the organism in Eukaryota, Metazoa, Cnidaria, Anthozoa, Scleractinia, Merulinidae.
CACUCCACUCGAUCGCUUAGUUUCAUUUCUUUGUCACUGUUGGGCUUCAAUUUUAACAUAAAUUGGGAGUAAUCUGCCCGUCAUACGACAAACGGCAAAUGUCUGAUCUCGAUUGAGUCCAUUACGAUCUAGAUUAACUUAAGGAGAAGAAAAGUCAAAACAAUUUACAAGUUUGCGACAGACACUAAGCCACGUGAAAUUAAUAGUUUGUUAAUCUGUAGACUACGGACAUCAAAAGGGGGCUUUAUGUUAUUAUUUCAUCCGGGGAAAGAUUUCAAUGGCAAAAUGUUUUGGCCGACCCUGCUGUAAAUUGUUUUUGUUGCGCUCUAUUCUUCCAUUAAUCAUAGAUUGGACUGUUUGAACUUUAUAGGAAUACCUUUGUGGAAAGUACUGGAAAGCAAUACUUUGAAUUGACCCUUUCAAGUUUAUUUGUAAUUUAGUGUGUAUAGUCUCGAAAGACCACGUUGCAAUUUGCAUUUUUGCGAGCUCUAUUUUCUGCACGAUCACAUGACAAAUGAACACAGGUCACGAAAAGGUUGUAUCAAUCACGACAAGGUUGGAUAACUUCCGCCUAUGCGCGCGCGCGCUAUUCGCACCAAAUAAGGAUAAAUUGAGCUCCGUUGAUGCUGAGCCACUAGGAAGUACAGUUUUCUUCUUUGGUAAAUUCAGUUAAGCUGAAGUAACUUCCACCUCGAACUGCGUAGUGUUUUUCCUUGUGAAAACAUAGAGUUAGUCUGCCAACUGUGGCUAUCCGCUCUAGAGGAAAACUUCACAUUGGGUUGUUCUCAAAUGAAGGCGGUAGCUCCAGAUAUCUUCAACGAAAACAGCGUGGGAAAUGUUCUGUUGGAGGUCACUUAGAGCUUGAGCACAGCAAGGAUUCACGCCAGCCAUAUACAAGGUGACCCAUAUCCACUUAAAUAAACGAAGGUAUUGUUCAGCAAUUUACCCAGGCAGGUAAUGGAACAUGCUGGGAGUGUAGAGAGUGAUGCAUCAAGCUGUGAAGAGCCAAAUGCUAAAAGGUGUAGGAGAGACCCAAAUGCUCCAAAACCUACCAAGAGUGUUGUGGUUUUUUUGGAUAGUGAUGUCACUGUCACUGAGAAUGGUCAAGUGCUCAUGCCGAAUACUAUUGAAAUGGCAGCAUUAAAAAAAAACAGGGAUGGUAAACAGUACAGCAAAAUGGCCUUUACAUCAGAGAUGAACAAAGAGGAUGUUCUUAGUGCACUUUAUUUAAAUUUCCCAAUUUUAAGAACCAAAAGAAGACUUAGCUGUGCUUCAGCUCUUGACAAAUAUCGGACAAAGCUAGACUUUCAUGGUGAUAGAAGAAUAUGGAAUGGAGCUCUCAUUAAAAAAUGCAUCAGAGGCAAUUCAGCUCUGUACGUGCUUGCUGAGGGAAGUCUUGAAUCAAGGAGGGUGUCUGAUCAUGAGGUGUCACAAGUGGCAUCAAUAGGUUCAAGUUUAGCAGCUACACAAAGACUUCAAGAGCUGUCACAUAUAUCUUCAACUGCUGGUCAAAGGCAUUUAACUGGAAAGGGAGAUGCCUCGCAUGCUUUACUCUUAAAUGCGAACCAUCAGGGGCAAAUUGAAUUGCCACAGAGAGGGAAGGAAGAGUUAACAUCAGCAGCAGCUCAUAGCACAGGAGGUUUUUUACAGGAAGGAGCACAGAAAAGGCAAUAUUAUCCCUGGAUGAUUGAACAAACAACUUUAUACCCUGCUGCACAAGAAAAUGUCCCAACGUCAGAGCAAGGAAAUUCUGUACAGCAGACUCCUCCUCCACCACCACCACCACCACCAGCACAUAAAAAUGUUCCCGUUCAGGUCUUGAACAAGGACGCAUCAUCUAAUGAAAGAAAAAGAAAAAGUAGCCCUCAUCAGCACCAGGAAAAUUCAGCUCUUGAGCUGCUCUUUGCUAUUUCUGAAGGGGAGACUUCAGACUCUGCAAUUGAAUCUAUGUGGGAAGAAAGUACUGACUCAGAUCAUGUCACUGGCCAGUCAGGAGGUAUUUUAAAAGAAAUUUGCCCCAAUAAAGGGUCCAUCAAGGGUGGAGAUCGGUUCCAUUUAAUUUUGGAGGAUUUUGUUCCAGUAGAGACUGAGUUGUGUAAGGCCAUUUUUCAAGGAUGUGGAGAAGUUUACCUCCACAAAGGAAGUCUUUCUACAUUGGCUGGUGAAACUCCAGCCUCCCUGCAGGGACCUGGUAAAGUAAAGGUCACACUGAUGUCUUCAGAUGAAUCAUGCUGGUAUGGUGAAACUGAAUUUCUAUAUACUGAGGACCCGCCCACUGAGGAAGAAUUUCUUAGCAAGGUAGUGAAAGACAGGAACAUGUGGCAGAAGUUGUUUGAUAGGAUCAGUAGUAGCAAACCAAGUGAUGGACAGGCAUCAGAUUCCUCUGGUAAAACAGGACCAAGAUCAUCAAGCUCAAAUCAGAGCAAAUGUGCUUGGUCAGUUAAACAGUUACAGUUGCUGGUGUACAAAGCAGCAGAAAUAGAUGGUCUAGAAUUUAUUCAAAUGAUCUUCAGCACUUCAGCUGGAAAAGUUGUAUUUAACAGUUACAGGAAUAGUGCUACAUUACCAGAAGAUGUUGCAAGAGCUAAUGGGCAUUUAGCCUUGGCUAAUUACCUACAGGAUGUGAAUAGCAGGUUGUCAAAAGAAAGCAACAGUCAUGCAGGGAUGGAAGGCAUUGACUGGUUAGAACUGAAGCAUGCUGUGGAUGGGGAUCAGAGUCUGACUUCAGGCACUGACGAUGCACAGAUUUUAAAGAAAUGCCAACCUGUAGGGUACCUAGAAAGUGAUGACGAUGAGAGUGACUACUUUGCAGACGAUGAAAUGUCACCCUGCUCAUCUCCAUCUCACAACAACGUGUGUGAUUCAGAAAAUGAAGACCACAGUCAAACGUUUAUGAAAACUGCCAAUUGCGAAGCAGACAUCCCCUUUUUUGCCAAGCAUCGUUUCAAAGAUAAUCAUCAAAUCGUGGCUAUAUUGGGCACUCCAGGCAUGGGCAAAUCAGCUAUAUGUGUGAGACUCCUGAUGCAGCACUGGGAGAAAGCUGGACACUCAAAAGUAGACGAGGACAUAACUGAAGCUGGUGACAGAAAAGAAGAAGAUGCAGGAACUGGCUUUCAAUUAUUUGCAAAACAUUUGAAGAAAGAAAGAGCAAGCUUAAUGCCAAUAUAUUUGACAUCGAAGAAACUAGAACUUUUGGAGACAUCAAUUGCAACCCCAUUUGAAAUUAGACAUGGACGAAGAGAUGCAGUAGAUUACAAAGGAACUGCAUUUCAAUUAAGUGAUGAAUUUCAAAGAGCUAUAGAUUAUUUCACGAAAGCACUUGCAAUCCGUAUUGAACUUUGUGCUAGACAAGUCGAAGCAGCAUAUUAUGGUGAACAUGACAAAGCGAAAGAAUAUCUGGAGAAAGGGCCCAUAAUCACAAGUGAACGUGGAGACAGGCAAGGUGAAGCAUCAUGUUAUGAAAACCUUGGAACUGAGUUACUAUUUUGUGGUGAACAUGACAAAGCGAAAAAAUAUCUGGAGAAAGCACUCGCAAUCACAAGUGAAUGUGGAGACAGGCAAGGUUUAGCAUCAUGUUAUCGAAACCUAGGAACUGUGUAUCAAUCUCUUGGUGAACAUGACAAAGCAAAAGAAUAUCUGGAGAAAGUGCUUGCAAUCACAAGUGAAGGUGGAGACAGGCAAGGUGAAGCAUCAUGUUAUCAAAACCUAGGAACUGUGUUUCUAUCUUGUGGUGAAUAUGACAAAGUGAAAGAAUAUCUGGAGAAAGCGCUUGCAAUCACAAGUGAAGGUGGAGACAGGCAAGGUGAAGCAUCAUGUUACAGAAAUCUAGAAACUGUGUUUGUACCUCUUGUUGAACAUUACAAAGUGAGAGAAUAUUGGGAGAAAGCACUUGCAAUCACAAGUGAAAGUGGAGACGUGCAAGCAGGACCACAGCGAAGGCCUGUCCGGGAACAAGCAGCUGCAGCGAUGACAACUAGCACUCAUGCCCCAUGUCAAGAGUCAUCUAGGGAUGAUAUUAAUUACAAGGCAAAGUCUGGUUAUGUUCUGGUGAUAAACAACUAUAUCUUCCCCUGGAGGGAUGACGUUGAGCGUACUGGCUCCAAUGAUGACGUAAGGAAUCUGACAAGUCUCUUUAAUAACUUCAAUUUCCGACAUGUGGUAGAAGACAAUCAAACUGGAAGUCAAAUGAUAAAGUUACUGCAAACCACUGCAGAGAAAGACUUUUCAAGAUAUGACUGCUUUGUCUGUGCAAUCCUUAGCCAUGGAAAAAAAGAUGGGAUCUAUGGUACAGACGAAGAACUGAUUAAAAUUGAAGCAAUCACAUCUCUCUUCCGACGGAAUGAGUGCCCCUCACUGGAAGGAAAACCAAAAAUAUUUCUCUUCCAAGCUUGUCAUGGUUCUCGACGAGAUACAGUACCUGUCGAGAGUGACAGCGACCCCAUUCCACUUACAAGUUCAUCUUUGCCAGCAGAUGCUGACUUUCUCAUCUGUUUUGCUUCGGCUCCAGACCAUGAAAGCUACCGUCAGGCUCACCUUGGUUCAUGGUUCAUCUCGUCUGUUGUUGAUGUGUUCAAGGAAUAUGCAGAAAGAGAGCAUCUCAUGGAUAUGAUGUUGAGAGUUAACAACCGUGUUGCUGGAUUUUACAGUAAGGAGGGUCUCAAGCAAAUACCAUGCCAGGUCUGCAUGCUACGAAAGAGAGUGUUUUUUGAUCCAAAGUAUAGCUGAACAUGAAUUUUACCCUGACAAGGAAUUUAUCCUUCAAUGUCUUUUACAAGGCAUUUUCAUGUAGUAUUUUAAAUUAAGAUUGUCUGACUGUGGCAAUGGAUUGAACCCCAGUAGAUGUUACCUCUGGUAUAUUAUCUGUAGACAUUUAAAGUGCAUAUGACAUGAAAAAUAAUUUCUGCUUAUUUGAAAGGCCUUUCAAAAUACAAAAGA